Messenger RNA from Sceloporus undulatus (fence lizard), 2955 nucleotides. RefSeq names its product AKT interacting protein (gene AKTIP). The transcript has 8 exons. The coding region runs from base 1219 to 1938 and encodes 239 amino acids. NCBI's taxonomy places the organism in Eukaryota, Metazoa, Chordata, Lepidosauria, Squamata, Phrynosomatidae. The record is from RefSeq and is a predicted model, not a curated record.
UCCAAGAAUUCCAUAGUAUGGAGCCCUUCCAGUUAAAAUGGUGUCAGUCAGGAUUAUUUUUGCAUUGCGGGUGCAGCCUGAGUGAGUCUUUCCUUGGCAUGCUUACAGAACUAGCAAGGACUAUAGUAAUUUUUAUCUUCCUUUAAAAGGGGAUCAACCCUGCUCAGUAAAUGCUAAUCUAUUCCUCUUAAUUUAGCUUGAUGCAGAAAGCUAAUGUUAGAAGUUAAUGUUUGCAGUCACUUUUUUGUGAGGUAGGUUUUGCUGUGGUCAUUUGGUGACAGGGCUUGCCACUGUCUUGUUGACUGGCUUUGUUCAAUUAAACAGACUUGUCUGCUUCAGCUGACCAAAAGGGUAUUUAUGAAGGCUUAUUUGAGGCACACUGCUUUGGCAAAGGGCCGCCUAUGCGCUUUGUUUUGCUGUCAUAGGAUGGCUGGGUAAAAUUCCAUUCAUUAAUGCUGCUGUGUUCCGAACACAGCUUCCUCUUGUUCUCACUGCUAUCAUUCAUCACAGAUGAAGCUUUGGGUGUCCUCUGACAGACUUGUAAUCUGAUCAUAUUAUGUAAUGUGUUCUUUAAAAAAACUAAACCGAAAAACAUCAGAAGUAAUUUAAGUCAUCUUUCAAAUAUACCCUGUAAGUUGGUCUGUGUGGCAAGGGAGGCCACAAAUGGGUGAACUUCUAAUUUAUUUAUCUAAUGGAUCUGUUAUCACUGCUUCUCUGCUACUUAAACUGCUGGGGGUGGGAAUGUACCUCCAUUAUGUACUUUUAUUAUGGUGGUAUUACGGUUUCCAAAUAGUAUCCUGUUCAGACACUGCAGUGCUUAGCUUCAGCAAGGUGGGAGCAUCAUGUGCCUUCAGAACCCAUAGCCCUGUGUUGUCCUCCUUCUCCCACCUUGCAUUUGCUUGUGCCUGCAGUUUUGCUGUCUCCCUGCAGCCUUUUCCCAUGCCUCCUGCUUAUCAUGCCUAUCUAGCUUCUGCACUUGCUAGAUGAGUCUCUUAAAGCCAAAUGGUUUUAUAGGCUAUUUCAGUAUGUUUGAGGCCUGCAACCAGCUGUCUUAUAUUUGAAAUGCAUCUCUGUUAAUCUUGUCAAGCAUGUGACUUAGCAUGUGGCUGACCUUAGAUCAGGUUCUCUGGUGUUGGAUGACCCUUGCUUGCCCUGGCUCACACUGCUGGCUGCUUCAGAGCAAUGAAAAGUCCUUAAAUACUCAAUUUGGGUUCAUGAAUGGUUCUUCUAUAUAGAGAGCUCUGUCUAUAUGGGAAGGGAAAAGGCUUCCACAUGGCAUACUGUCUGAGCCUUCUCAUGGCAAGUACCUUGGUUGUGAAGCAGAAACUGCCAGGUGUCUAUGUGCAACCCUCUUACCAAUCGGCGUUAAUGUGGUUUGGAGUAAUAUUCAUAAGACACGGGCUGUACCAAGAUGGUGUUUUCAAAUUUACAGUCUACAUCCCUGACAACUAUCCAGAUGGUGAUUGCCCUCGCUUGGUUUUUGAUCUGCCCAUCUUCCACCCACUAGUAGAUCCCGUCUCAGGUGAACUGGAUGUGAAAAGAGCAUUUGCCAAGUGGAGGCGAAACCACAAUCACAUAUGGCAAAUACUGAUGUAUGCUCGUCGUGUCUUCUACAAGAUAGACACUGCAAGUCCUCUGAAUCCUGAAGCUGCUGUGCUAUACGAAAAAGAUAUUCAGCUUUUCAAGAGUAAGGUGGUCGAUAGUGUUAGACUAUGCAGCAGUCACUUGUUUGAUCCACCAAAAAUAGAGGAUCCCUAUGCAAUUAGCUUUUCUCCCUGGAAUCCAGCUAUACAUGAUGAAGCAAGGGAUAAAAUGUUGACUCAAAAGAAGAAGGAGGAGGAUCAACAGAGUAAAAGCAUGCAAGUGUCUGGCCUGUCAUGGGUGAAGCCUGGCUCCGUUCAGCCAUUCAGCAAAGAGGAGAAGACAUUGCCAACUUAGAUUCUGCGAACGACGACGCACUCAACACUUUCUGCGUGAAGAGGGAAUGUAACAGCAAGGCAGAGCAAAGCAGAGGUUUUCCUUCUUGACUUUGGAUUAGUAAGAGUAAAUGCUAGCAAUGAUUCGAGUAAACCUGCUCUGUGGCAUUGCUUGGACUCUUCUUGGUGUUUUUACACUUACGUUUUAACUGCAGCCUGCAGGUUGGAAGUAGUUCUUAACAAGGCUGGACUCUUGCUAGUGAAGUCCACUGUGGGUGGGUCAUGCCUCACGGUUCGAAUGUCGCCUGAGGUUCUUAUCUGGGUUACUUUUAAAGCUUUUUUUUUUUUUAACAUGUAAAGAACAGGCAGGGAAAACGUGUUCCAGAGGUAAUCUGUGUUUAUGUAAACUAAUAUAGCAGAGUAAAAUACUAUAUUUAAAACUUUUAAAUGCAUUGGUUUCUAUUGUAAAUAUAUUAGGAUAUGGAAUUUGUAAAUAGUUGGUUCUGAUUCCUUCUAGCCCUUUUAGGGGCAGAAAGGCGGAGAUUGGCAUGUAUGAUGAUGGUGUGUAUCUGAUAUCCCCCCCCCUUCCCCCAGUAUGUUUUGUCACUAUAGGCUGCUCCUAAUAUAACUUGUUCUGCAAUCUUUUGACCUACAACUCCAUUGCUUGCAAGUAUCAUGCAGGAGGAACAAUAAACUGACAUUUUUAUUCACUACAAAUGCGCACAACUGGCAAAUCUCAAUAGAUUGCCAAGUGGGAACCUAUAUGUCCUGUCCAUCUUGAUGUUUGCAUGCAUCUUAAACUAGCGGCCUUAAGAUGUGUCAAAGUAAUAUUAGAAGCAGCCUUAAAUUGCACAUUAGGUCAGGACAGCAAGAUGGUGGGCUUUCGGCCAUUAGAACAAAAAUCAGUGUUCUUGAUAGUAUGCAGUUUUUGGUUUAAGACCUUUCUGAAGACGUAGACAGGCUGCCUCAGAUGACGGUAUGACUAAUGUGUUAAUAGUGGCAUCUUUAAAAAAAAAUAAAACUCCAAUCAUGGUAAAAA